Molecule: messenger RNA, 1486 nt
Organism: Aspergillus pseudonomiae
Lineage: Eukaryota; Fungi; Ascomycota; Eurotiomycetes; Eurotiales; Aspergillaceae
Exons: 2
Coding region: 265-1236 (323 amino acids)
Source: RefSeq, a predicted model, not a curated record
ACUCGGAUCAGCUUCACAUUCAUGUGUCCACUUGAAGGAGGAGUCCCGCAAGAUCGCAAGAUCUUCAGUGUUAGAGUAAGAACUGGACAGAACGUUUGCCACCUCUAAAAAUAUAAAGGGUCUGCAGGGGUAGGUGUUUGUCCUAGAAUCAAUCAUUAUCUAUCUUAGACAUGCGAUACGACACCAAUAUAAGGCCUGUUUCUAUUUGCUUUCAAGAUUUAUUGAACAUUUAAUCCUAUCUCCAAAACUUGGUACACUCAAGAAAUGGCAGCGUUCAUAGGAGCGAAUCUGAACCCUUGCAAUUAUAUUGGAGGUGUGAGCUUCAACCCUGAUCGAGACAUCCCAGAUCUAUCAGGAAAGGUAGCGUUGGUGACUGGAGGAAAUGCUGGACUAGGCAAAGAAACAAUUCUUCAGUUGGCCAAACAUCGACCACAAAGAAUAUAUCUUGCCGCACGGUCGGAGUCGAAAGCGCAGACGGCUAUCAGCUCUAUAAAAGCGUCGCUAUCGAAGAAUGUUGAAAUAACCUGGCUUCCGCUGGAUUUAAUGUCUAUUAAAUCGAUUCAAACAGCGGCACAAAAAUUCCACGCAGAAUCAUCACGGCUCGACAUAUUGAUCCUCAAUGCAGGUGUGAUGUCUCUUCCACCAGGAGAGACAGAGAUGGGCCAUGAGAUCCAGCUUGGUACUAACCAUACUGGUCACUUUCUUCUCACAAAGCUGUUGUUGCCCACAUUACUCAAGACAGCAGAAGAGCCCAAUUCAGAUGUGCGGGUUGUAUCACUCGCAUCGAUCGGACAUAAUCUGGCCCCCUCUUUUGAGACCAUCCUGGAUCAAGACCGGUUGAAGAAGGUGAACACGAACACUCGAUACGGAGCGUCAAAGGCAGCAAAUAUUCUAUUCGCAGCUGAGCUUGCGCGGCGAUAUCCUUCCAUAACCUCCGUGUCCGUCCAUCCCGGGAUUAUUCUCACUGAUCUAUACAGCUCGUUGAACGAGCGCUCUACCCUUGCUGCGUUGGGCUCAAAGACACUGAACCUUCUUGGAACGCCCGUUCCUCAGGGGGCCUAUAAUGAGCUGUGGGCCGCAGCUGGUGCGAAAAAGCAAGACCUCGUCAAUGGAAGCUACUACAUUCCCGUGGGACAUUUGAAGCCAUAUAAUCACUAUGCUAACAGCAAGGAUAUGGGAAAACGCUUGUGGGACUGGACCGAAUCCGAGCUACGCAAGUUCAAUGCUUUGCCUUGAGUUGUCAUAUUUCUAUUUUCUUACCUCGUUUUGUUUUGAAAUCUAAAUGUAUGUAUAUGUGUCUUUGGAAUGACAAAAUAUUGCCACUUUUCCUUCUUGGCGGAACCAACCUCGGAGUUUCAGUAAAUCCGACAAUUAGGCCUCUGAAGAUUGUGGGCCAGACUAACUAGAUGGAGCACCGGUUGCGAGACGCUCUGAUGUUUAACUUUCGGACCUGAUUCUCUAUCGUGGGGGAAGGCCGUCGAGUUCU